Molecule: messenger RNA, 8265 nt
Organism: Herpailurus yagouaroundi (jaguarundi)
Lineage: Eukaryota; Metazoa; Chordata; Mammalia; Carnivora; Felidae
Gene: PYGO1
Product: pygopus family PHD finger 1
Exons: 3
Coding region: 125-1384 (419 amino acids)
Biological process (GO): kidney development; spermatid nucleus differentiation
Source: RefSeq, a predicted model, not a curated record
CCUCGGCUCGGAGGCUCGCCUCUCAGCCGCAGCGGCCCCGCGAGGAGGAGGAGGAGCCGCCGCCGCAGCAUCAAAGAGACCGAAUUCCCGCGGCCUGGGGGGGAGUCAUGCUUUGCGGUCUGUAAUGUCAGCAGAACAGGAGAAGGAUCCCAUUUCGCUGAAGAGAGUUCGAGGUGGUGAUAGUGGACUGGAUGGGUUAGGAGGACCAGGUGUACAACUAGGAAGCCCAGAUAAGAAAAAACGCAAGACAAAUACACAGGGGCCUUCUUUUCCUCCAUUGUCUGAGUAUGCUCCACCACCGAAUCCAAACUCUGACCAUCUAGUGGCUGCUAAUCCAUUUGAUGACAACUAUAAUACUAUUUCCUAUAAACCACUACCUUCAUCAAAUCCAUAUCUUGGCCCUGGUUAUCCUGGCUUUGGAGGCUAUAGCACAUUCAGAAUGCCACCUCACGUUCCUCCAAGAAUGUCUUCCCCAUACUGUGGUCCUUACUCACUCAGGAAUCAGCCACACCCAUUUCCUCAGAAUCCUUUGGGCAUGGGUUUUAAUCGACCUCAUGCUUUUAACUUUGGGCCACAUGAUAAUUCAAGCUUUGGAAAUCCAUCUUAUAAUAAUGCACUAAGUCAGAAUGUUAACAUGCCUAAUCAACAUUUUAGACAAAAUCCUGCUGAAAACUUCAAUCAGAUUCCUCCACAGAAUACUAACCAAGUAUCUAACCCUGACUUGGCAUCUAACUUUGUCCCUGGAAAUAAUUCAAAUUUUACUUCUCCAUUAGAAUCUAAUCAUUCUUUUAUUCCUCCUCCAAACACUUUUGGUCAAGCAAAAGCACCACCCCAAAAACAAGACUUUAGUCAAGGAGCAACCAAAAACACUAAUCAAAAUUCCUCUGCUCAUCCACCUCACUUAAAUAUGGAUGACACAGUGAAUCAGAGUAAUAUUGAAUUAAAAAAUGUUAAUCGAAACAGUGCAGUAAAUCAAGAGAAUAGCCGUUCCAGUACCACAGAAGCUACAAAUAACAGCCAUGCAAAUGGGACGCAGAAUAAGCCGCGACAACCUAGAGGUGCCCCAGAUGCAUGCACCACUGAAAAAAGCAAUAAAUCCUCUCUCCACCCAAGCCGUCAUGGCCAUUCUUCUUCUGACCCAGUGUAUCCUUGUGGAAUUUGUACAAAUGAAGUGAAUGAUGAUCAGGAUGCCAUCUUAUGUGAAGCCUCUUGUCAGAAAUGGUUUCAUCGGAUCUGCACUGGAAUGACUGAAACAGCUUAUGGCCUCCUAACUGCAGAAGCAUCAGCAGUAUGGGGCUGUGAUACCUGUAUGGCUGACAAAGAUGUCCAGUUAAUGCGUACUCGAGAAACUUUUGGUCCGCCUGCAGUGGGCAGUGAUGCUUAAUCACAGGCAUUAGUUAAAGUGAUUUUUUUUCCUGUGUAUUUCAGAGGCUCAGUGACACAGGAUUUUAAUGUUUUACAUUAUUUUUUUAAAUGCACAUACAAAAAGAUUAUUUACCUUUCAGUUUUUGUUAAUAUUCUACUUCAUUACCAGUGCAAAUUUUGUAUUGUCUUUGUUUGCUAUCUUAAAUGAGAAUAAUGUAUAUGGGGGUGCUUUAGAAAGUACUAUACAAAUAAAUGUUAGUUGUCGUUGUUGUUGUUAAUCAUAAACAUAAAAGCCUCUUGAAGCUUCAAAAUAAUAUAUAGCAAAUGUAGGCAAGUUUUGACUUUUAAAAGUUAGAAUCAUUGAAAAAUGUACAUUGCAGAGCUGAACUUUGGCAAUAUUACAUUAAACAGUUCAAAAAAUUUUUCAAGGAUCUAUUUGACAUAUGUUUUCAAAAAAGCAUAUGUAGCUGUAACAUGGAAGAAAGCAUACAUUUUAAUGGAUGUUUUAAAAAAUAAUAGAGUAUGACACCAGAUUUCUCCCCACUAGGGUCCUUGAAAUUAAUGACUUUCCUAUUUUCAAGUCAGUCUUUCCAAGAUAUCUGUUUGUACAGAUAGGAGACAGAUGUUAGCAUAUAGUAGAUGCUCAGUAAGUAUUUGUUGAUUGACUUGUGGAUUGUACCACAUGAAAUUGCUAAUACUAGAUCAGUUGAAAAUUGACUGCAAUUAGUAGAGUUGAAGUGAAGUAUGUUUCUAGUUGUGCUAUUUAGAAUUGUAACAGUGUUAUGCCCUUCACUCUUCAAUUUCCUUUGAUUAUUGAGUUUUUUCUUAUUGUUUUCCAGACAAAUAAAUAAUAUAGUAUCCUCAGAAGAAUUAUGGAUACUUCUUUUAAUAUGAUUUCAAGCCAGGACAAUACUGCAAAUGAGAUAGGUGUAAAUAUCAAGUUGGGCCUACAAGGCUCCGCUGGGGAAAGAACACCACUCAGUGGUGGUUUGAAAAAUCUUGUUCUGGGGAAUCUAGAUUCAAAAAUGAGCCUCAGGGGAGAUCAGAAUCCAUCUUAAAGACCAAUUAAGAGCCAGGGUGAGAGCUAACUCACAAACAACAAUUCAAGGCCUUGAAGCAGACAGGAGCUUCUGCUGUGACUGGGAAAGGUGAAAGAUGAAUCCAAGAACAUCCUCCUGGGAGAUGAUCAAGAAUGAAGACAGUUGGAGGUGUGCUCAUUAAGAUUCAAAAAAGCAGAAACAUAUUUUUAGAGUGGAUCAUGAACUGUGACCAAAAAAAAAAAAAAAAAAAGAUACUAUAUAUGACAAUUGAUAGCAAUUUAUACAAUAUUUGGAUAUUUUUGAAGCUCCCAAACUUGCACCAUCAUCAUUGUGACCAAAAAUGUUCUGAAGGCCAUAUGGUGAUCUGCAAAAGAAUAAUUACUAUUGCUUAAACCCUGGUGAAACGACAGCAGCAGCAUAUUGCUGAGGAAGUAAAAUUAUGCAUGAAAAUUUUGAUCAAGAAAGGUCCUUUGGUUAAUAAACAUGAGCCCACACUUUUACAUGACAGCACUUGACCUCACACGUCACAAGCCACGAAAGCAAAGUUAAUUCAAUUGGGAUAUUCAAUGUCGUCAUGUCCAUUGUAGUCACCAGACCUUUAUCCAAUGAACUACCUUCGUUUUCAUCAUUUGAAGCUUUUUUUUUAAGAAACAACAUGUUCUCCAAUUAAGAAGUAGUAAUUGGAGGAUCUGAACAAUUUAUAUAUCUGAAAAAAUGACAAAUUUUUUAAAAUGAAAUAUUUAAUAUCUUACUAGAAAGUUAUUAAUACUCAUACAUAUUUUGAUUGAAUAAAACUUAUUUUUUUAAAUACAGUGUUUUAAUUUUGACCUACAAAAACAGCAAUUUCAUAUGGUACAAAGUAGUAGAAGGUUUUCUCCAUUUACCUGUGACUAGUUAGAGGUGAGUACAAAAUAUUUUCAAUAUAGUUGUAAAAUAUAUAUCUUUACAGUUUUAGAAAAUGAAAUGAUAUAAAUUCUAAUACUCGGUACUCCUCUGUGUGACAUCUUUACCAGUUGACGCAGGUUAAAUGCAGUAUUUUUGGCUGACUCUGACAUUUGAUGUGUUCAGUAGCAUACUUGAAAAUCCCAUUUUGCUUACAUUAUAGUUUUUAUUAGAGAUACACAAUUUUUUAAAUGUUUAAGGAUCUAGUCAUGUUCUUGAAAUCCUAGUAAGUGCUGAUUUUUAAGAAAUGAUGCACUGCAUGCUAAAUGCUUAUUCCUAGCAUCGGGUCAUGAUUUUUUAUGAUAAUACAGUUAGAUAUUGAGUAGAACCUUACAGUGUCCUCAGGAGUUAACAUUUUUCAUGGUAGUACUUGAGUUGUACUUAUUGUUAAAAUUGAUUUUGUGGUUUCUUAAGCCAUCUGUUGCUUACACUUUCAGUAGUUGGGUGAAAGUGAAGUAACCUCUCCCAAGCUAGUAUAAAGAUACUUGAUUCAUAUUGAGAUUCUUUUCCAUUUCCAAGUAGUUGUUUUUAAAAACUUACAGUUGAAUUUUUAUUCAAGUAUUUAGGUCUUCAGAGCACCUUAUUUAAAUAAGAAUCUGUAAAUAUUCAAAAGAAAACUCAUGGUUGACUGACAGUGAGUCACUGAAAAACUAUAAAAUCAUAGUUCAUGAAUGUUGUCAUGUCUUUGAAGUACUUUUCUUUACUAGUUCCACAUUUGUCUCCAUAUGACACUAAGUCAAAAAUUAUCUAGACAGUUUUUGAUAGGAAAAAUGAUGAACUAUAAAAUGGCCAGGUACCAAUUUGUCCAAUUUGACCCAAAUAAGGCUAUUAAACAUAUUGUUACGGCUUUGUUAGGACAAGUGAUGAGCUUCCCUAAACAUUUUUAAAUAUUCAUUGAUAGAAAGAAAUGUACAUAGGUCGAAUAGCCUUCCAGUAGCAUUGCACAUUUUUUUAUGUAAUCCUUUUCUUUCACUGAAAGGCCUCAUCUUGCAUGCACACAUAUACACAGAUACACACCCACAUACACACCCACACAAUUGAACAGGAAAUCAUAGUUUCUCUUACAUUCUCAAGUUUUGUCUAGUUUAACCUGACUGACCCUCAGCAACUAGGCUCUCUCACGACAGCUAGUCAUGAUAGUUUUAAUGCAUCAGUUCCUUUCUCAGAACUCACUUUUUAUUCAUUUCACUGCUUCUAGAUGCUACUGGACUCACUAAUGCUGAAACGGCUUAGCUUGUAAAAGAAAAUUUAUUCUUCAGAUAGAGUGCUUAGAAUUAGAUUUGUGAUCAGUGUUUUUUUCCUUUGGUGUGAAAUACUUUUAGAGUACUGCUAUUAUGAUUCUUGUUAAUCCAAAUUAGAUUAUGUACAUAAAGCAAGAUUUUCUUGUAAUAGUGCUUAUUCUUCUUAGAGUAACAAUAUAAAAAAAUCCAAUCUUUUUUUUUUUUUUUUUUUUUUUUUUUUUAGACUCCCAUCUCUGCCUACUGGUAGGGAAAAAACCUCAAUAGUGUGGGUCACCAUGAAUUCUGCUAACUUUAAUCAUCCAAAUAAGUAUCAGGAGUCUUCAUCUAGUAUUCUUUCAAACUUGUUUGUCUUGAACAUAUUAAGAGUGCUAGUACUUAUUGUCCAUACUAUAGUAAUUGUAUUUAAUAGUAAAAAAAAAAAAAUAUGUAAGUAAUGGUUUUUUCUAAGGGAGCUCUAAAGAAUUUUUGAGUUUCUUUUUUAUAGUGUAUAGAGGUUUCAUAUGCAUGAACAUUUGUGCUAUUUUAGAUUUUUUUUUAAUUAAAAAGUUCAGUUAAGAGCAUCCAGGCUCCCAAAGUUCAUUUGUAAAUAGUGGUUUGAAACAUUAUAUAAGAUGAUUAGAUUGUUAGGAAAGCUCAUAAAGGCUUAUUUAAACCAUAAUGUAGUUAAGCGAUAGUAUCAUGCUGAACACUCAGUUUUCUUUAGGGAACCAAUCAGUGUAGGAGGUAGAAAGAAACAGAGGUCUUCCUUUUUCCUGAUGUGAUUCAGGUAAGUUUAGUUUCUUGGUGUUAGUGUUUCCUAGUUGCCCUCUUACAUCCUAAACCCUCCGGUGGAAUGCUAUAUAAGCCAGCUUGCCUCUUCCCUUACUGGAUGCCCUGUGCUCCAAAAUUCCAUAUUUUUCCUCCAAUCAAAAUUCCCAUUUCUUUCUGUGGUUAUGGCUGGCUAGAUUUUAAGGAAAAAGUGUUUUCCACCGAGAUGCAAAUGAAGAUAGUGAAGGAAGUGGGAUUAAACAUUUUUUUAAGACUGCUUAUUCAGAAUGAAGUUUUAUCUAAUAGCUAAGAUUUCAGACAAUAUGACCACAUUUCAAGUACUGUAGGAAGCAGUAUUUUUAUCAAAUUGAUGGAUCCUGUCUUGAGAGUACUUCCCAAUUUCCUUUAGGUUUUUGGAUAUUUUCAUAGUUUCCUCAACUUUUGAACUCAGAGGUUUCUUCUCAUUUCCACAUUUUAGUAACUUCCCCCUUUUCUGUAUUCUCUUUAUCCAGUAGAGCAGUAUAGAAGUCACAUCUGCAUUUUUCCAACUUUUGGUACAGUAGUGGAAGUCUAGAGGUACUCCUGGAGUAAGGAGGCUAAGGCUGGCAUUAACAGCUCCUAAGACAUAUGGUCUAGGGGAAAUGAAAAAUGGCUGUCAAUAAGCCAGACAUGAAUACGUCAGAGGCUGCCUGUAUUUCAUUGAAAAUUUUUAAUGAAAACCCGAGAUAAGCUUCAUCUUUGUCAGUUUGUCAAAAUACAUUACUUGCAAUUAUAUUAAAACUUAUUCUAAAUACCUGUACUUUUCUUGUUCUGUAGAUGAUAUAGAUGAUGUUGCUUGUUAGUUAAAAUAUCUUUUAUAAAAGAAAGUCCUGCUUCUUACCAUGAUGUAUGUGACUUAAAUGACUGUUUCAUAUUAAAACUAUUUCUUCCUUAUGUACUGUUUACAUAUACCUCUUUUUGGGAUAUUAGUUCAGUACUUUUAUACAAAUCUGAGUGUGUUCCACAUUGGUGACAUGUAUUUUUGCAGUAAUUUUUUGUUUUGUUCUUAGAGCAUGUCUAAAGUAACACAUGCACUAGUGCUGUGGUCUGUGGCAAAAUUACUGUAAUUCAAAUUGGAAAAUAAAAUGUUUCCAGACUUUGUCCAACAUUUAUUCCUAUGGCAAAGGAAAUUACUAUGUAAUACUAAUUAUUUCUUACGCUGGUAUGUUUAAGCUACUCUAUGAAGUAUGUGAAACAUCAAUAUUUGUGGAUUAGUAGAUGGCCUGAUGUUUUGAAAUGGGAGAGAGCGGUAAAAUUUGGUGUUAGCAAUUCAUAACACUCAUAAUACAAUAAAUACUUCUGAAAAUUUUGGUUUUCCUCUUACAGUUAUAACUUAUUAAGGAAUUAUUAUCUUAAUUGGUGGUACAUAUUAGGACUUUUUUUUUUUAGCCCAUAUCAUUAAAAUUACAUUCUAGACUUUGAACCUAGUCUGAUAUCUUCCAACAAAAGAUAUCAUUCACUUCUUCAUAACCAAAAUAAGUAGAAAUGCUAAUCUUCAUUUUUUAAGAAACUAUUAUAAUACCAUAAAACUCCUCUAAUUUACUUAGAAUUUGUAACCAUUGGUACAAAGACUUGAAUGGUGUUUACUUUGUACUAUCUGAUGAAAAGAUUUGUUAAUAAAAGUCAUAAGGUUUUAAGGAAAAAUGUUUAAUCUUAGAAAAAUGUGAAGCUUUAUAAAGCAUUUAAGAAUACUACAUAGCUUUAUAAAGCAUUUGUUUGAGAAUACAAAAGCAUUCUUUUGCCAUUAAAACAAGUACACAGAAGAAUUGUAAUUGAUAAUGCUUGGCCAGUGCAAAUUUGUAUUUUUGAAAUUAUAUACUUGAAAGAAAAAGAAAAAUAAAGAAUGCUCAUGAGUGCUUAAACUGCAUAUCUUUUUAAAUAAUCAAAUUUUUAGACUUUUAUCAGUUCAAACUAUCCUGAGUAAGGCUUUGCUGUAUUAGUGAUAUAUACUAUAAGAUAAAUGUUUACCUGUGUUAUGUUAAUGGUAUCUCUAUACAGCAUCAUUUUUGGCUUGGUUGUUGUGUGGUGUAUUUUGUACACUUGGUUGUCAAUUAUUGAUAGGAUUGACAUAGCAAUAAAUCUGAUUCAGUUCUUAAUAUUUUAAAAAAUACCAUAUACCAUACUGUGGCAUAAUUCCAUUAUAUUUUAUUUGAAUCCCUAAUGUUUUCAUGGGUCUAUUUUGAGGGUUAAAAAUUGAGAAUUACAUGUUAGAAAUUUAUUUUUUCCUGGUACCUUCACAUACAAUCUCUUAGAAAUGGGUCUGCUUCUAUUUAAAUCAUAGAGGUUUUAAGAAGUAUUAGUAUUAAUUAAUUCAGGAAUUGCUUUUUGGAAAAAUUUCAAGUAUGAAAUGACUAGGUUACCCCCAAAUUGUUUAUUUUCUUUAUAUGGUUUUGUACAGGUUACAGUUUUCAGAGAAGCAAAAUUGGCUUGGUAACUGAUUGAAUAUAGUAGAUAAUGGAUAGUUUGUCUAAGGGCUUCCAAGUAUUAAAACAAAUUCUCAAUUCUGAAUUAUUUUUAAUAAUUACUAUUAAUAGUGGUAAGCCAAUUUAUCUUUUUCUUUUGAUUCUUUUAAUUUCUUCCUUAAGCACCGUGCUAGAAUUUAAGAGGAGUUUAUCUUCCACAUUUUAGUUUUUUUAUUCUGCGGAUAAUUAGUAAGACAAGUAGAAGUUCCACUUUCAAAACAGUCCAUGUUAUUGUUGGCCAUUCUUUUCAGGGUUCAUACUAAAUGUCAUUUGUGCAUUGUAUAAGGAAUGUUAUUUAUCAGUAUUUAGACCUACUAUUGGUAAAAAUUAUGUAUGGCAGGCUUUCUUGAACAAUAUGUAUUGUAACUUUGUUCCUAUAGUGUUAUGCUUCAGAUUCUUUUAAAUAAAGCUAGUUUUCAAAGAGAAAAA